This is a messenger RNA of Cladophialophora psammophila CBS 110553, 693 nucleotides long. RefSeq lists its product as uncharacterized. NCBI's taxonomy places the organism in Eukaryota, Fungi, Ascomycota, Eurotiomycetes, Chaetothyriales, Herpotrichiellaceae. The record is from RefSeq and is a predicted model, not a curated record. Gene Ontology annotation, cellular component: cytoplasm. The coding region runs from base 1 to 693 and encodes 230 amino acids. The transcript has a single exon.
AUGGCAUUCAACAACGCUAGCAAAGACAGCAGCAGCGAUCACUAUCGAGAGGAUGAAGACGCCGAUGCAAUUCUAGCGUCUCUGGAGGAAGAAGAUUCCGCAACCUAUCGUGCUCAAAGACUGCAAGAAUUGAAGAAUGCGGCGGGUGUAUCUGCCGCGACGACCACCUUUGCCACAAUCAAGAAGGUCUACAUCACGCUGAAGAGUGAUGACGAGGCUCUCACGUUCACGACUGAGCACGAGAGGGCAGUGCUCCAUUUCUUCCAUCCUGACUUCGCGAGAUGCAGUACAAUGGACACUCAUUGCGAGCUGAUUGCGGAAAAGCAUGCAGAAUACAGCAGUGCGGAUGUUUCCUUCGCCAGAAUUGAUGUCAAAGACGCGCCAUUUGUGGUUGAGAAGCUGGGGGUGAGAGUGCUGCCUUGUGUGAUUGGUUUCGUAAAAGGGGCGGUCAAAGGUAGAGUCACCGGGUUUGAGGGGCUGUGCUGGGAUGGUAAAGAGGGCAGUAUGGAUGUCACUAGAGCUCUCGAGGACGUACUUGUGGAAUGGACAGUGUUACCCAAGAGGCUCUUCCAUGGACACGAGGAUGAGAGAAGCGACGAUGACGAGGAAGCACCAGAUCGUCGGAAAGCAAUUCGUGGAGCUAUCCGCAGUCGCAGACAGAAGAACGAUGAUGAUGACGACGAUUGGGAUUGA